AUGAAGUUACUAGGUUGGAUGCAUCGUAAGUUUCGGCAGAAUAGCAACGAGCCAUUUAAAGUUUUUGUCAUUGGGCAGCCAUCUCUAGAUGAUCAACAAUGCUAUCCUAAGCCAAACUGUGGCACAAAGCCCUUUAAACAAACCCAGAGAGACCAGCACCUUCGGAAGUCUUUCAACGGUCUAGAGGCAGCCAGGGCAGAAGAAGAAUACUAUGAAGAUGAAUCAUCUGCUGCAGCAUCUGAGCUCUUCCAUGGCUUCCUUGCAAUUGGUACCCUUGGCUCAGAGCAAGUCAUCACGGAACCAUCAACUCCAACACUUGCCAUCUCUGUGGAGAACAUAACUGAAAAAGAGACUGAGGUCACAGAGAAUGAAUUGAAGCUCAUCAAUGAUGAAUUGGAGAAAGUGCUGGCAGCUGAUUCAGCUAAAGAUGAGAUUUGCAAUGAUUCAUCUGGAAGAAACAGCCAUGUUAGCAAUGGAAGAAGUAGCCAUGGUAGCACCAUCACACUAAGUGGCAAGACACUGGAAGGCUCAGAGAGCAAUGGGAUUAAUGGAACCACAGUGUGCCCACUCCAGGGAUAUCUUUUUGGGUCAGCAUAUGAAUUGUCAGAAACAACAACAGUGGCCAAGAAGGAACACAGGACAUCUCUUGGCGAGCUGUUUCAGAGGACUAAAUUGGCAGAGGAGAUUUCUGGACCGAAAUCGGCCAAGGAGGAGAAGCGAGCAGAGAAGGAAGCUGAAAAGUCUGCCAUGCACUUGAUGAAAAAGAAGCUCAAGAAAAAAAUGCUUUAUGCUUCUUCUCGCAGCUCUGGUGGACCUGCAGAUCCUUCCUCAGCAGAAACAAAACUGAAUAAGAUCCUUCACAUGUUCCACAGAAAAGUUCACCCUGAAACCUCAUCUGCUGAGCAAAAAACUGGUAAGUACCAUAAGAACGAAAACAAGAAGAAAACAAGCAAUGAUGGGGCUUACAACAGUGGAGAUCAGGUGCUCCCAGAUGAAGACAUCAUGCUAUAUCCUGAACGAGGCUUCUCCUUGAAGCAGAGCAUGCGGCGCUACAAGAGUCAAUCAAACCCACCGCAAUUCGCGCUUAGCAGCAUUGAUUCAAAUGAGAACAGGGAGCACUGGAUCAAAACAGAUGCAGACUACUUAGUCUUGGAGCUGUGA
This is a messenger RNA of Prunus armeniaca (apricot), 1161 nucleotides long. The record is from the annotation of a GenBank genome assembly. NCBI's taxonomy places the organism in Eukaryota, Viridiplantae, Streptophyta, Magnoliopsida, Rosales, Rosaceae.